UGAUGUUUCUUGUUGAUGGAACAUGGCGGCGGGAAUUGAUCGAAAGAUCACUAAUGAUAACUAUCCUUGAAUCUACGAGAUCAUGUCCAAAUCACCUAGAGGAGAAGAUUCAUCCGUCGUUUUAACAAAUGGCGAGCAAACUCAGGAAGGCAGUAAUGAAAGGAAAAAUGACCCAAAGCUGACAACAUUCAAUGCUGGCUAUAAGCUGGUCAACAGGCUGACUAUGCAUGACUUGAAAGCAGUCCAGGAUGCUUUUAUGAUAAACCAGUCAGGUAAUGAACGUGAGCUCAGCUUGGAUGUGGAUCAGUUCUGUGAAAUUCUCUCCAUUGUGCUCAACAAAGGUUCAAGAGAAGAAUACGAAGAUCUGUUUAACAAAGUUGAUGUGGGAAAGGAAGGCUAUGUUGACUGGGACAGAUUUUGUUCUCAUAUGCUGCUAGAAUACUAUGAAAAAGAUGAUAGAAUGAAAACUACACAGGUUCCUCAAUGGCGAGAACUCAGGAAUAUUACUAGUCCUCACAAGGAACCCAUCAUUAGAAUUUCUCCGUUGAUGAAUCCAUCAAGAUACAUUGUAGUUAGUAAGGAAGGAGUAAUUUCCCUUUGGGCACAGAACAUGAAGCCAUUAAGAACUGUUCAGGUUCAUACUGAUCAAGAUGAAGUAAAACAGAGGGACCUUUGGGUUACAGACUUUAUACCAAUGCAAAAUAUUUACAAACUGGCACUUGCUCUUACAAGUAAAGAAAUUGCUAUUUAUGAUUUGAGCUCCAAAUCAGAGUUCAACUGUCAGUUCAGAAUACAAGGCCUGGAGCAUACACCUUUAUGUAUGGACUACUGGAGUAACCCAUACAAAACAAAUGAAGCAAUUCUUGUUUAUGGAGAUGUUCAUGGCCAGGUUAAUGCGCUGCUGUUUUCAGCAGCAACAAUGGCAUUGUUUGAUCGUCCAUCACAACCUGCAGGAAGUAAACAAGAUGUUUGUUUGAAUGUGAAUAUUCAGGAUGUAAAUAGAGGUUACUACAAGAAUGCAAGAUUUGUGAAGCAUCAGGGACACACAGAAUGGGCAAGGCAAGUGAUGUACUCAGCUCAUUUGGACUGCUUCAUAUCAUGUGCCACAAACUACAAGAACUCACUGGUGCUUGGAUGGAUUGAAAAAUCAAAAAUGAACAUGAGGACGACACAGUUUAAAAUUCCACAAGGUGUGAAUGCAUUUGACUACAGUGAAAGAAUCAACUUGAUUGCUACAGCAGGAGUCAAUCACCAUGUGUGCCUAUGGAACCCAUAUGUCAUCUCCAAACCAGUUGGGGUUCUCAGAGGUCAUAUGCAAAGUGUUAUUUCAGUGAGAUUCAUUGAAACAAGAGGCCAGCUCAUCAGUUUGUCAAAAGACAAAGUUCUCCGGAUUUGGGACACUCACCUUCAGGUUUGUCUUCAACGUCUGUCAGGAAUGUUUCCUAAAGGACCAUCAGAAGUAUCUAUCACAAUGUAUUAUGAUGAAGAACACAGCAAACUUUUCACAGCUUUUAAUCAGCAGCUUACCCUGAUGGUAAUGAAGCCGGAAGUUAAAGACAGAAUCAUGAGCCAUGAACAUCCAGUCACUGCUGCCAUUUACAACAGCAAGUUUAACCAGGUGGUCAGUGCAUGUACUGGAUCUGUUAUUACCAUGUGGAUGAUAGAAACAGGACAGAAAGUCAAACAAUUUGCCAAUGCACAUGGUAACUCAGAAAUUACAACCUUGACUCAGGAUGCCACAGAGACCAGACUUUUUACAGCAAGUGCUGAUGGUACAGUUAAGAUCUGGGAUUUCAAUGGCCACUGUCACCAUAUUUUAAUGGCUGGUAAUGGAGAUCCAGCAGAGAUCAGUCAAGUACUUUGUUUAAAGAGGAUCAUUAUUGUGGUUGGGUGGGACAGGACCAUCUCUGUCUUCAGAGACAAUCAGCUGAACUCCUUUUAUGUCUACCCUUCAGAAUGGAAAGGAAGACUGGAACACCAAGAUGAUGUUUUGUCCGAGGCGUUUUGUGCUCCAACAACACUGGCUACAGCAAGCUAUGAUGGUGAAAUUGUACUCUGGAAUUUGAAUUCAGAGCAAGCUUUCAGACACCUUUCUUCACACACUAAAAGAAAAAGUACUCGGUCUUCCAGAAGAGCGAGAAAAACGUUGGACAUUACCAGUCCCCCUCAGCGGUCAGUGGAAGCGGAGACAUCAUUAACCUCAGCGACUUCUGUAUCGUCUGAGCGGCCACCAAGCGAGCAGCAGGAUGACUUUGGUUAUGCAGUUACCAAACUCAUAUUCCUCAAUGAAAGACCGAUGUCUGCGUCAAGUGUUGGAGCAAACUUAGUUUCCUGUAACGCUAGUGGAUGGGUUCGAUUUUGGAAUUCACAUAAAUCGUUGUGUGUCGGCCAGUUUUUAGCUCACGAAAACGCUGGAUUUCUAACGAUGACUGUGGAUGAAACAAACACUUACUUGGUAACUGGUGACGCAGAUGGAGUCAUUAAAGUCUGGGACAUCUCGGAGUAUUGUAUCGCUUCUGUGAUUGAGAACGACAACCCACCACCCCUCCUCAAACAGUUUCAACCUCACACGGACACCAUCAACAGCAUUCAACUGUUCACUCGCUCAGAGAGGCUGCUGGUACUUACAGCGUCAAGUGACUGUGCUGUUGCAUUAUGGGAUGUGGAAGGCCGCUAUAUUGGAAUAUUCGGACAGGAAGAGCAUUGGAAGAUUGAGCCAAUCUCCAUAGAAGAACGAGAAGCUGAGCAAGCUAAACAGGCUGAACAGGCCGAGUCCGAUAACUCCGACGAAGACGAGCUAGCUGAAGAGGAAGGCAAAACAGAUGAUGUGCAACUUUUUGCUGAUGAAGGCUUCGACGCAGAGUUUAGAGUUUCUACUUGGGAACAAACCAUAUUAGGUAAGGCCUAUCAGGAGAAGAGAAUCGAUAAACGAGAAAGACGACAGCCUCAAGUUAUUCCUGAUCUUCCAUAUCUGAAUUGGGAGAAGACGGGACAAGCUCCAGCCGGACCCUAUGCGUCUUUAGAGACGUCAGACCUUCAGGAUGUUGGUGUCAUUCAUAAGCCAGACUUUGUUGCUCAUCCUGAAAAAUAUUUCAGUGAAAGAUCAGCGGGGAAGCGUCAAAGCACAGAUACCUCCGUACCUACAUUACCAAGUGUUACUGACAACCUUCAAAUGCGUUACGACGAACGAAGCCUUUUUCCGAAAUACAUCUUGGAGAUGGAAGCUAAAAUGAAGGCUACGCAUGCACUUGGAAUGCGUGCAUCACGUGGUGCACGUGCUCGCGGUGAUGCUUUACAAGCAAGAUCACGAGGCUCGCACGAGGUUCCUCAAGCAAAUAACAAGAAAAUGACUAGCUGGAAAGUACUGCUGACCAGUAAAGGCAAGGAUUUGUAACGGCAGAAAUGUAAGAGCUGCUGAACUCUGUGUGCGAAAAGAUCUCAAGAGUAGCCACCUGCUACCCGUGCUGACAAGAACAAGAAUCAGUGAAUUGAGAACAACAAUAAGAAAACUAAAAUGUUGACGUUUGUCUCACGAUUUAGUCAGUAAGGAUGCAGAUGGAAAAUUUUCGACUGCAUAAUACUUUCUCCUAGCAGUUACAGAAGGGAGAAUUCCUUCUAAAACUGUAAAUAAAUAAGUGUACAAUUUGUAUUUAUAAAUCGAACGUAUCAUUCCGUAGAGCUUUUUGCCCCGGCUUGUUUCUGUUACACACCCCUUCCUUUUUCUUGAGUAAUCGGAUUCUCCUGAACGCAUUUCUGCGCAUGUCCCCGCUUGAGCUUAAAUUAUGCUUCAAAAGCAAAUAACCUUUGGUCUAGAUUAGAUUGAUUUGGGCGUCGACCCUAUUUUUGGCUGUUCUUUUUCCCUAUCCCCAGGUGAUGUUAUUUUGUUAGCUCAUCUUGGACAGCACGACUCCAAGACUUCUUUGGACGGCCCUUGGUUCAACUGAAUUGAAAUUCGCUCGACUUUUCACUUUUACUCCUAACUAACCUGCCUGUACAAGCUGCAGCUGUGUCUGAGCUUUUGUGCUUUAUUACAUGACAUACCCAUUCAUACGUGUUUACAUGUGGUACUGCUGACAUGUUAAGCUACUUCAAAUAAAAUGUUUGUUGAAAAUC
Stylophora pistillata is the source of this 4113-nucleotide messenger RNA. RefSeq names its product cilia- and flagella-associated protein 337. NCBI's taxonomy places the organism in Eukaryota, Metazoa, Cnidaria, Anthozoa, Scleractinia, Pocilloporidae. Gene Ontology annotation, molecular function: calcium ion binding; protein binding. The record is from RefSeq and is a predicted model, not a curated record.